CCUAGAUCGUCUCCCCUCUGGAGAAGCCACAGUGUCAGGAUGCACACCAUAAAGACAGUGGAGACCCAGGUGCCCUUCCUGAAAGAGAGUUUCUUCACCACCACUUUCAAAGGCAGGAGGAAGAGCAGCGUUACCAACCUCCUCCGUAAACAACAGCACUCCCUCCUCAAUCAACAGCACCUGCAGCAACAACAGUGCAUUUUAGAGCAGCAACAGCAGCAUCUGAAGCAAUUUCUUCCCCCUUCGGUCCAGAAUGAACAAGGGCAGCGCACUCCGGAUCAUCAGCGGCUUGCUCGUUCGACCAGCAACCCGUUAUGCAAGACAGCCGAACGUGCAGGAGCAGAUGUGGAUAGAAAGGAGGGGCAAAAAGAGAGGAAGGAUCAGAGAGUGAGAGAGGGUAGGAGGGGAGAGCGAGGAGUGAGUGGUAGCGAGCCCGCGGCUGUCAGUGCCAGUCCCCUCCUCCUUUUAGUAUCAGCAUCAGCAUCAGCGGCGCUGGGAGAGGCAGCAGUAUUCUCACAGCUGCCUUUAACUGUGGUGGGCAGACAGCAGGGAUCAGGCAGCUCUGACAGGGCUCCGACCAACAGAGGACCACCACCAGCAGCAUCAGCAGCCCAAGAGGAAGCCCGGCAUGCCCAGCCUCGACCCCAGCAGCAUGGCCUGUUAGCCAAGGGUGUCCGCCUGCUCAGGAACAUGGGCAACCAGGAAACGAAACAGAAGAAAGGAGGAGGAAGUGGUGGAGCAGCAGCUGGGGAUGUGACCGGCGAUGGCGAUGCUGAUGAGAGGGAAGUGGACAAAAAAUCGAAAAAGUCCCACGGUAAGAUAAGUAAAGGAGGAGAACACAGUGGUAGGAAGAAAUCAAAGUCAGAGUCAAAGGGUUCUGUGUUUUCCGGCAUGAAGAUCAGGAAGAGUUUAUCAAAGGCGAAAGGGCUGUCUAAGGAUGACAUGGUACACUUGGGCAAAGCAGCGUUCAGGCCUGAGGCAACUGAUGAGACGGGCAUGCUAUCAGAUGUCAGGGGGGAUCUAUGCCAUAUGCCUGCAGAUGGCGACCAGUCCAUGGUGGAUGAGAUUGGUCGAAAGACGAGCUCGGGGUCGGAUGACCUCUACAGUUUUCACUCAGCAGCAGCUGAAAAUGAAGACCUGCUCUCUGACAUCCAGCAGGCCAUGAGAGACCAAUGUGUGGCCAGUGACGGGCUGGAAAUGGUGACUGGCUACUUAUCUGAAGGGUCAACAUCUGCAAGGAACAAAGUCUCUGAAGAGGUAAUGUCCCACCAGCUAUUUAAUCUGGAUACAGAUGUUUUCUCACCCCCUAAUGGUGGUGAACCUCAAAAAGUAAGCGAAGAGUAUAAUAAUUUAGAGAAUGAAAACAUACCAAGGUCAAGAAAUUCUUCUGGUCCAGGGUCUCUGAGUGAAAGUGGUCUAACGUCUUCGGCCCCGGACAGCAGUGGCAGCCUCCUCCCAAAGACCAACAGCUCGUACAGCUUCCCUGACACCACAGCCACCAGCACCUCGUAUGAGAGUGCUGAGGAAACCCAGGAUGGCCUGGAGAGCCCGGUUCUGCACCCACAGGUACCACAGAGCAUAAACGCAUGUGUGCCAAGUGUCUGCGUGGAUCCCAUAGGGUCUCAGAAGAGUGCGAGCAGCAUGGACCUGUCUAUUGAGAGGGAGGAAGAACCAGGCAGACGGGACUUCCUGUCCCUGAAAAGGAGGAAGAGCAGCUUGUCUAUUGGUCUGCUAGCAGCAGACGGCUCCAAUGUUUCUCAGCCCAGACGGACGUCUUCCACCACAUCCCCUUCAACAGUCAAACUCUACCCCCCAGUCCACCCUUCCUAUGUUAAGACCACCACCAGGCAGCUCACCUCUCCAAUUGCCUCCCCUGUUACCAGCCCCAACGUGCCCAGGAAGACAGACGCCACCAUCGCUUCGGUAGAAUCAUCUACCCAAGGGUUCAGGAGGCAGAAGCAGAGGUCUUGCUCUGUUGCCGGGCCCCUCGGUGAGUCUGCAGAGUGGUUCGCAGAGCUAGAUAAGCUGAGAUGGAGGCAGGGUGGCGGGGCUAGAUGUCCAGAGCAGGAGACACCAGAGAAGAGUUCCACAGGCGGGGCGUACUGGACUCUGGGCUCCAGGAGAGCACAUUAUGGACGGCAGCACUCCACUACAGUACCCUACCUGGAUGUCUUCUCUGGUCACACUCUGUUGGACUGGUUGUGUAUGCAUCCUGGAGAUGGGUCUGCAGAAGAGGAGGCGAAGGAACUGUGUCACCGAUUGUUGGUCCAGGGUCUGCUGCACCCCUUCAGCGACAGCUCAGCAGAGCUCCAUGGUGACAGCCCUGCCCCAGCAGUCUUUAAUGAGGAGCAGCUGUACACCUGGGCAUCUGUAGGUGUGCCAGUGUCCUCUCACGUGUGGGAACAGUAUGGGGGGCGAACCACAGGCAGAGAACAGAGCUUGAGAUCCCCUUUGCAUCAAUCAUCGGCCAAGAUAGCAGGAGCUCUACACUCUCAGACAGAAUCCAGCAGGUUGAAGUCAGGCCAGUCGUCCUCAGAGGAUGAAAGCUGCCUCAUCCCUCAGCUGGAGAGGACCGUCGAUGACCUGCGGAUUAAGAUCGCUGUGUUGCAGGGCCAGCAGGCCUCCUUGGCAAAGGGCAGCGGGGAUAAUAUGGGAGUUCUGGGCGCUGCCCACCCCAAGGCCUCACAGAUGAGAGGAGGGAGACUGGGAAAGAUGAGCCAGGAGGCGUCUGUCCAGACCUCACCUGUGGAGGAGGGCUUUAAGUUCGACGUGCCUUUCAGCGGAGGAUCAGGCGGCGUGUCGUCUUCUGUUUCAUCCUCCGUCCCCAAAUCUACAGGGAGCUUUGUCUGCACGUGCCAGCAGAGGCAACAGAGCAGCGCCCAUCAAGCUCCUCCGCCCCCACCACCACCUCCCCCACCUUUACCCGGGUUUGGACCUUGUCCACCACCGCCUCCUCCUCCUCCUCCACUACCAGGUUUCGGACCUCCACCACCGCCUCCCCCUCCUCCUCCUCCUCCACUACCAGGCUUCGGACCUCCACCACCUCCUCCUCCCCCGCCUGGUUUUGGACCUCCACCCCCACCUCCUCCCCCGCCUGGUUUUGGACCUCCACCCCCACCCCCUCCGCCUGGAAUGGGGCCCCCUCCUCCACCCCCACCCCCAGGCUUUGGGCCUCCACCACCACCAGGCCCCAUGCCCUCCAUGAUGGCCCAGGAAGCUGCCCCUGCCAAGGCUGCGAUAGAGCCCCCCAAGCCAAUGAAGCCACUCUACUGGACACGCAUACAGCUAAAUGAUAAAAAACCCGUUGGCGCACUGGUGUGGGACACAAUUGAGGAACCAAGUGUGAACUUUGAAGAAUUUGUGGAACUAUUCUCCAAAAGUGCUGUUAAGGAGAAGAAAAAGCCAAUUUCAGACACAAUCAGCAAGUCCAAGGCCAAGCAGGUGGUGAAGCUCUUGAGCAACAAGCGCUCGCAGGCCGUCGGUAUUCUGAUGUCCAGCAUUCAUCUUGAUAUGAAGGACAUCCAGAAUGCCGUCCUAAAUAUGGACAACACUGUUGUUGAUCUGGAGACUCUGCAAGCCCUUUAUGAAAAUAGAGCUCAAAAUGACGAAAUGGACGGCAUUAAAAAGCAUAUUAAAUCAUCCGAAGACAAGAAGGACGCCAAGCCGCUGGACAAGCCUGAACAGUUUCUAUUCCAGUUAUCCCAAAUCCCCAACUUCUCUGAGCGAGUGUUCUGCAUCCUGUUUCAGUCAACUUUCCAUGAAUGUAUCCUCUCAAUCCUCCGCAAAAUAGAAAUCCUCCAGAGAGUCUGCAAGACUCUCCAGGAUGGUAAGUGUGUAUUGCAGGUGCUUGGCCUGGUGCUGGCUUUCGGCAACUUCAUGAACGGAGGGAAUCGGACUCGAGGGCAGGCCGACGGCUUCACCUUGGACAUUCUGCCAAAACUGAAGGACGUCAAGAGCAGCGAUAACUCCAGGAGUCUUUUGUCCUACAUCGUUGCUUACUAUCUAAGGCACUUUGAUGAGGAUGCUGGCAGAGAGACGUGUGUCUACUCUCUGCCCGAGCCCCAGGACCUUUUCCAGGCCUCCCAGAUGAAGUUUGAGGACUUUCAAAGAGAUCUGCGCAAGCUGAAGAAGGACCUCAAUGCAUGCUCGGCUGAGACUGAGAAAGUUUGCAAGUUUUCCUCUGAAGAGAACCUGCAACCGUUUAAGGACAAGAUGGACGAAUUUCUUAUCCAAGCCAAAACCGAACUGGAAACGCAAGAGAAGCAGCUGGCAGACACUCAGAAGAUCUUCUUGGAGUUGAGUGUGUCCUUCUCAGUUAAACCCAAGGCGGGAGAGAAAGAGGUCUCUCCCAACACGUUCUUCUCCAUUUGGCACGAGUUUUCCACUGAUUUCAAAGACCAGUGGAAGAAGCAGAAUAAGCUGAUGUUGCAGGAGCGGGUCAAAAGGGCUGAAGAGUGCUUCAAACAGGCCAAGGAGAAGGCUUCCUACAAUGUGAAACCCAAACAUGCAACUGGAAUAAAAGCAAAGCUGGGCCAGAAGAUCUGAUGCAGAGAAUGGAAAAUGAUCAUCAGCCAGCCUAUUGCACAAGUACAAUCGGACAUCAGUCAUUUGACAACAUUUAUUUGCUUCCGAUACUUGUUUUCAGUUGAUCUAGACCUGUUGUUUAUUGUGAGUUAGUUCAAAGUAGAUAUUAUAUUGUUUAAAAGUGGAAUGAAAAAUUGCAUUCUCAGCCACCCUUUCAUAGCACUCGCAUAAUUAAAUGACAUAUUGCUACCAAAAGACAUCCGUAAGCUGAGAUGAUUAAAUGGAGUUGCCAGAAAAUGCUCCGUGGAGAAAUUUGUAGCAACACUAUAUCCAAGCUUACUCAGUAUUUUAUAAGCCAUAUGUAGCCUGUUUUCUUUUUUUUAGUGCAAUUCAAAAGCCUAGUUUAUAUGAAGGAAUGAAUGCCUUCUCUUUAUAUCUCCCUUAACGGUGAAAAGCACAGAGUUUUCUAACAUUUCUACACGGUAGGUACGGAUCACCUGCCAGACAGAAAGUGCCUUAUCGCACAGUGGAGGGGUCAAAUCAGUGCUGCAGAGCUUAUUUUAUAGACAUAUCACCUGCAAUUAAAUGUUAACAUGUUACAUAGGCUGAAACGUGACAAAUUUGCUUUUCUUAAUAAUUUCAUCAAGUUUGUUUCAGAACAUUGUGAUAAUUAGCAGCUCCAGUAUUGUAGUUUAAUAUGUGUUUUCAUUCAAAAAAAGGCUUAAGUGGUAUGAUCUGAUUUAGACCACUAUUGUUUUAUUCAGCAGUAUUGUCAACAUUGCUUUGUGUUUUAAAGGGAUAGUUCAGGUGCUUUGAAGUAGGGUUGUAUGAGGUACUUAUCCAUAGUCAGUGUAUUACCUAUAGUAGAUGACGGUCGGCACGCCCCCAUUUUGGAGAAGCCGACAUGAGUACCGGCAUCGGAGCAAAGCAAUGUACCGCUGUGGAUGGGGCAAGCAGCAAAACGUAUUUUAGCCUCUUAAAAGAAAGGCCCACCUAAAAAAAUCAAUAUCAGUUUAAGUGAACGCUAAAUUUAGAAUAUUU
Molecule: messenger RNA, 5565 nt
Organism: Sebastes umbrosus (honeycomb rockfish)
Lineage: Eukaryota; Metazoa; Chordata; Actinopteri; Perciformes; Sebastidae
Product: formin-2
Exons: 17
Coding region: 40-4545 (1501 amino acids)
Biological process (GO): intracellular transport; intracellular signal transduction; actin nucleation
Cellular component (GO): endoplasmic reticulum membrane; nucleus; actin filament
Molecular function (GO): microtubule binding
Source: RefSeq, a predicted model, not a curated record